UCUCAGCAAUCCGAACGGGUGCUGCUGUCUUUCUUGAAUACCCGGCGUUUCUCCACUGCCCGCCCACCCUCUGACGCCGGACUUUUCAAAAGCGACUUCCCACUCCCAAUAUCCCGGCCUUCAUCGGGAAUUCGAGUUGCGAAGUCGACUGAAACAUUUGCGCUGUCCGCUGUUGUCUUGUCAAUAACUUUCUCUGUCGUCCCUUCCUUUUCCUCUCGGCCUGCUGCACCUGCACCAUCCAUUGGAGACAACAACACCACUCACCAGCUGCCAGUUUCUCCCACAGCUUUUCCACUGUUUCUCCAUAACACUCUCUCGCAAUGUCUGCCAAAUCUAUCCUCGAAGCCGACGGCAAGGCCAUCCUCAACUACCACCUCACCCGCGCUCCCGUCAUCAAGCCCACUCCCCUCCCGCCCUCGGCCACACACAACCCCCCGUCCAAGCUCGCAUCACUGUACUUCCCAGCCGAUGCCGACGUCAAGGGCGUGCUCGACCAGGCCGAGUCGACCUACCCGUGGCUGCUUGCUCCGGGUUCUAGGUUCGUCGCGAAGCCUGACCAACUUAUCAAGCGGCGAGGCAAGAGCGGUCUCCUGGCUUUGAACAAGACGUGGGCCGACGCUCGGGAGUGGAUCGAGGCUCGGGCAGGAAAGACACAGAAGGUCGAGACUGUCGAUGGUGUCCUGAGGCAGUUCUUGGUCGAGCCGUUCGUCCCCCACCCGCAAAACACAGAGUACUACAUCAACAUCAACUCGGUGCGAGAGGGUGAUUGGAUCCUCUUCACCCACGAGGGUGGUGUCGAUGUCGGUGAUGUCGACGAGAAGGCUGAGAAAAUUCUCAUUCCUGUCGACCUCAAGGAUUACCCAUCCAACGACGAGAUCGCCGCCACACUUUUGAAGAAGGUCCCCAAGGGUGUUCACAAUGUCCUUGUCGACUUCAUCUCCCGGUUAUACGCUGUUUAUGUCGACUGCCAGUUCACCUACCUUGAGAUUAACCCUCUCGUCGUCAUCCCCAACGCGGAUGCUACCUCGGCGGAGGUUCAUUUCCUGGAUCUUGCUGCGAAGCUUGACCAGACUGCUGAAUUCGAGUGCGGUGCAAAGUGGGCUAUUGCUCGCAGUCCCCAAGCCCUCGGUAUUUCCGCAGCUCCAUCAAAAGACUCCAAGACCACCAUUGAUGUUGGGCCUCCAAUGGAAUUUCCUGCUCCUUUCGGUCGUGAGAUGAGCAAAGAAGAAGCCUACAUUGCUGAGAUGGACGCAAAGACCGGUGCCUCUCUCAAGCUCACCAUCCUCAACGCAACUGGCCGUGUCUGGACCCUUGUCGCUGGUGGUGGUGCUUCCGUCGUCUACGCCGAUGCCAUUGCCUCGGCCGGCUUCGCCAGCGAGCUCGCCAACUAUGGUGAGUACUCUGGUGCUCCCACUGAGACUCAGACCUUCCACUACGCCCGCACUGUCCUCGACCUCAUGCUUCGCGCCCCCAAGCAUCCCGAGGGCAAGGUCCUCUUCAUUGGUGGUGGAAUUGCCAACUUCACCAACGUCGCCUCAACCUUCAAGGGUGUAAUCCGCGCUCUGAGGGAAGUUGCUCCCCUUCUCAUUGAGCACAACGUCCAGAUCUGGAUCCGUCGUGCCGGUCCCAACUACCAAGAGGGCCUCAAGAACAUCAAGGGUGUCGGCCAAGAACUCGGCCUUAAUAUGAAGGUGUACGGGCCCGAGAUGCACGUCUCGGGUAUCGUGCCAUUGGCGCUGGUUCCCGGCAAAACAACGGAUAUCAAGGAGUUCUCUGGUUAAGGCGUUUGUGUGUACACUACCGUAGCGUUUGUUGUUUGGGCUUUGUAGGUUCUCUGUCCGGCGGAUGAGUUGGGCUGGCUUCUAGGAUCAUGGUUAGACAAAUAGUCACGGCUAUGAAAAGGGUUGCGGGGGUUUGCAGUUGUUUGCAGGCCAGGUGUGUGUGCUGGUGUGAUGGGUGGUGAUGAGGGCGUCUAAGCCUUUGCAGUUGGCGUGCAUUAGAUAGGCGCUGUGAAUAUAAGAUUAAUAUCC
Molecule: messenger RNA, 2030 nt
Organism: Lindgomyces ingoldianus
Lineage: Eukaryota; Fungi; Ascomycota; Dothideomycetes; Pleosporales; Lindgomycetaceae
Product: ATP-citrate synthase (ATP-citrate (pro-S-)-lyase)
Exons: 3
Coding region: 321-1781 (486 amino acids)
Biological process (GO): succinyl-CoA metabolic process; tricarboxylic acid cycle
Cellular component (GO): succinate-CoA ligase complex
Molecular function (GO): succinate-CoA ligase (ADP-forming) activity
Source: RefSeq, a predicted model, not a curated record